UGGAGUUUUAGAAAUUGUAUUCUACACGGCGAUAGCAUCGGAUAUUUCAAUGUCAACGUACAUUCAGACAAAGGUUCAAAGAGAAAAUAUCGGGUGUUCAUAUGCUUCGUUUCACCACACGCUUCUGGAAAGAACGGAUCAUUCGGUCUUCAGUUGCGCCAAACUUUGUUCGUCUGUUGACGAAUGUCGCAGGUUUAUGUUCGACGAAGAAUCUAAGGAGUGCAUUUUGUACGAAUCCGGAGAAAACUGUAUUUCAUCACAGGAUGUGCAUAACAUGGUCUGUUACUUACAGAAAUCCGUUUGUGGCGAGACCAAAUGUACAAGAUGUCCUAUUGGUUACUAUGGUGAUCAGUGUCAACACGUGAUUGAAGAUUGUUCGGAUGGAAUACGAAAAAAUCUAGUACCUGAAAAAUCUCUGAUGUCUUACAUCCGACCAAAAGCUGAUGGACGAAUACUGGAAGUUAAAUGUGACUUUAAAUGGGGUGGAUAUACUAUAUUACUAUACCGAUUCCAAGGUUGCCAGGAAGUCGACUACAACAAAACCUGGAAAGAAUACUCCGAUGGGUUUGGUACAUCAUAUGGCAAUUAUUGGUUCGGUCUUGCCAACAUUUACGACAUUCUUCAAAAUUACCCCCAGUUCUUCUUGAAUAUAGUUAUUUUUGGACAGACGGGGCAUCAAACAAGCUAUUAUCAGCUGUUUGACAUCUCUACAUAUGAUGAUGAUUAUCGAAUCUCGCUCCAAUUGUUCAAAGAUGAUACUGCAAACCCCACUGGGGAUUCCUUGACCAACGGCUUAUAUAACAUCGACGGUCGACCAUUUUCGACUUAUGAUCGGGACUUCAGUAAUAACGAUUGUCCAGCCCGUUUUAUUGGUGGAUGGUGGUAUCUAGAUAACCCUGUCUGUAGUCGAGCUAAUGUGCAUGGAAAGAGAGAUGGUGGUAAUUUUGAGGCUACCUGGCACUGGCUGGACAACUUGGGCAGCCGAACGGAUUUUAGUGAUAUUCAGUUAAAGCUACAAAGAAAGCAGUAAUAAAGUGAUAUAUAUAUGUCCGUUACGACCUUGUUACACUGCUAUCCGUGUACUUACUACCAUUUCCCCACUUACUACCUAAUAUUAAUCACUCUUAUAAACCUUUAAAAUACAGAUGUGACGUCAUCCUUUGAUGUUUUCGUACCAUUAUUUCCAAUAAUGUACGGGCAACUUGCCAACCGUACAUUAUCUAUACUAGAUGAAAUAUCGGACUCGCGUGACGUAUUUCAUUGAAAAACACGCGCGGGAUAGUGUCUGUAUUUUAAGUUGUUUAAUCGUCUCGAGCUAAAGACAUUGCGUAACAUAUUGAAUCAACACUCAGCUAACGCCUCGUGCAGUAUCAAUAUAUUACUUAUGUCUCGCGCUCGGCCAUUAAACGAUACAUAACGGCAUAUCUCUUUGAUCUUUGGGGUUUAUAUUCUAUUCCCGGAAUAACUUGCGGUCUCAAAGUUUUUCUUUAAACCUGUAACGGGUUAUUCUUUCCAGGGUAGUUUUUUCCUCAUAAGAAAACAUGAUAUACGGUGUUUCUUACAGGAAUUCUGGGAUAUUCUCAUUUUACGUUCAUAUAAAGCUAGACGGUUUAUAAGCAAGAUAAAUUCCUCGACUUCGGUUAUGCUUGAGCAAGAAAGACUUCAGAAAAAAGACCUACCGGUCUCGGUUUUUCUUUUUCUCGCGGUGUUUUCCCAUAUUUCAGAUUGUAUCAAUGUAAUUGCCACCAUGGUCUGCUAUAACCCGGAGGGGUCAAAUUAUAAACUGUUUUGUCACUUGUGACCUUUUCCUCCCAGGGGACCAUAUGUUUCCCUUUCAUGCACGAGACAGAGUAUUCGUGCUCUUUGCUUAUUUUAUUAUACGACUUCACGGCUCGUCUCGGUCGGUACCUUAUGUGGUUUUAUUUGCAAAAUCCUAACCUAAUCUUGAAAUGUAGCAAGAACAGUGGCAGGUCUUCAUAUCUAAAAUACUCAGUGGGCCUAUAUAUAUAUUUUACAUUAUUCAUACCUGAAGACGCCUAUAAAGUACAGACAGCUAGCCUAUGUGAUUUAUAGAUACAUUAGGGGAGAUUAGAUAAAGAGCUGGCAGUUCUCACUAUAAUAGUUAAAUACUAGAUAAUGUGAAGAGAAUUUGCUGAAAAUUUCAGUCAAAUUGAUCCACUCUAAACCUAGAUUGUAGCGAUUGAGUUUUCGAUCAUCAUUUUUAAAGUCGGUAGGAUAAAAAAAAUAUAGUCUUGAUUAUCCAUUUCAUGAUUAAAUCAUGAAUGGAAGUCGAACAGCUAAUCGGAACCUAAUCCAAUAAACAUCGUAGGCUAGCGAUGGCAUCGAGAGUUGAUUAUGGUCUGGAUAUGUUAAUUAAUGUCUAAUUAAUAAGUUAGAUAACAUUUCAGGCCUAAGGAAUCACCAA
Molecule: messenger RNA, 2425 nt
Organism: Patella vulgata (common limpet)
Lineage: Eukaryota; Metazoa; Mollusca; Gastropoda; Patellidae
Product: ficolin-3
Exons: 3
Coding region: 50-1030 (326 amino acids)
Source: RefSeq, a predicted model, not a curated record